AUGUCUGCUUGGGAUCAGACUGUUGUUAUCGGCCAAAAAGUCCGCCCCGGAGGUGGCAACACGGGACCUCGUGGUCCUACUGCUAUUGAGCGUGCCAAGCAGGUCGGCGCCGUGAAGGAAAACGACCGGAAGACUGCUGCUGGCACGAACAAGGGUCACCAGGGCACCGACCACCAGCGCAUUGCGAAGCUCGACCGUGAGAACGAGGUUGCUCCUCCUCCCAAGGUCCCUCCGACGGUCGGCAAGGCUAUCGGCCAGGGCCGUCAGGCCAAGGGUCUUACUCAGAAGGAACUUGGUGUGAAGAUCAACGAGAAGCCCAACGUCAUCGCCGACUAUGAGAGCGGACGUGCUAUUCCCAACCCCCAGAUUCUCGGCAAGAUGGAGCGCGUGGUCGGCGUGAAGCUGCGUGGCAAGGACAUUGGCGCUCCUGUAUGUGUUCCAUGUGUAUAA
Messenger RNA from Malassezia japonica, 450 nucleotides. It is a transcript of the gene MBF1, whose product is annotated as multiprotein-bridging factor 1. The transcript has 3 exons. The coding region runs from base 1 to 450 and encodes 149 amino acids. Gene Ontology annotation, molecular function: DNA binding. Gene Ontology annotation, cellular component: nucleus. NCBI's taxonomy places the organism in Eukaryota, Fungi, Basidiomycota, Malasseziomycetes, Malasseziales, Malasseziaceae. The record is from RefSeq and is a predicted model, not a curated record.